AUGCCGUUGGAAGUAUGCAAUUUGGAGAGCAGCCUAGGAGAUAUCACGUUUGUACUGAAGACUGGUCCACAGCCGGCCGAACGCACUCGGCCGGACAGGAAGGGAAUUGGCUUCGCUCGGCCUUCUCCAGGACCGAUCCGGCCGCACGACCGCACCGUCCGAGCCGGGAGGCAAUGGACCACGAUCGACCGAGAACAUCACAUCACGGCCGACCCCGACGGCCGACCACAUCCCUUACACGGUCGACCCGAGCUCCGCGAACAAGAAGCCCACUUAUGCAGUUUCGACUAUUCUGGCCCGUUUCACCUCAACCGACUUGUGGAAGACCUAGGGCACUAUAAAUACUCUUUUUUAGCCUCUUUAGAAGAGAGAGCCGCAGUCACACAGAGAAGAGCUACAAGAGAGAGGCGCACUAGGGAGCUCCCCUUAGAGGGAUCUUCCAUUGUUUUACUUCUUUCUCAUUGUUUUCCUUAG
Molecule: messenger RNA, 474 nt
Organism: Microthlaspi erraticum
Lineage: Eukaryota; Viridiplantae; Streptophyta; Magnoliopsida; Brassicales; Brassicaceae
Source: the annotation of a GenBank genome assembly